Molecule: messenger RNA, 1191 nt
Organism: Dama dama (fallow deer)
Lineage: Eukaryota; Metazoa; Chordata; Mammalia; Artiodactyla; Cervidae
Product: F-box/SPRY domain-containing protein 1-like
Biological process (GO): synapse assembly involved in innervation; proteasome-mediated ubiquitin-dependent protein catabolic process
Cellular component (GO): SCF ubiquitin ligase complex; synapse
Molecular function (GO): protein binding
Source: RefSeq, a predicted model, not a curated record
AUGGCGGCGCCGGCCCCGGGGGCUGGGGCAGCCUCGGGCGGCGCUGGCUGUAGCGGCGGCGGUGCGGGCGCCGGCUCGGGCUCUGGGGCCGGGGGCCGGUUGCCCAGCCGGGUGCUGGAGUUGGUGUUCUCCUACCUGGAGCUGUCCGAGCUGCGGAGCUGCGUCCUGGCGUGCAAGCACUGGUACCGCUGCCCGCACGGCGAUGAGAACAGCGAGGUGUGGCGGAGCCUGUGCGCCCGCAGCCUGGCAGAGGAGGCUCUGCGCACGGACAUCCUCUGCAACCUGCCCAGCUACAAGGCCAAGAUACGUGCUUUCCAACAUGCUUUCAGCACUAAUGACUGCUCCAGGAAUGUCUACAUUAAGAAGAAUGGCUUUACUUUACAUCGAAACCCCAUCGCUCAGAGCACUGAUGGUGCAAGGACCAAGAUUGGUUUCGGUGAGGGCCGCCAUGCAUGGGAAGUGUGGUGGGAGGGCCCCCUGGGCACUGUGGCAGUGAUUGGAAUUGCUACAAAACGAGCCCCCAUGCAGUGCCAAGAUUAUGUGGCAUUGCUGGGCAGUGAUGACCAGAGCUGGGGCUGGAAUCUAGUGGACAAUAAUCUACUACAUAAUGGAGAAGUCAAUGGCAGUUUUCCACAGUACAACAAAGCACCAAAAUAUCAGAGAGGAGAAAGAAUUCGAGUCAUCUUGGACAUGGAAGAUAAGACUCUAGCUUUUGAACAUGGAUAUGAAUUCCUGGGGGUUGCCUUUAGAGGACUUCCAAAGGUCUGCUUAUAUCCAGCAGUUUCUGCUGUAUAUGGCAACACGGAAGUGACUUUGGUUUACCUUGGAAAACCUUUGGAUGGAUGACAGUGGCUUUCUUGGGAUGAAAGACAGAGUGGAGGAGAUAUCUGCUUGUGGGAAGUAGAAUCAUGAAGUGACAGUGUCAUACAUGCAUGCCCAAGAAACAUCCUGAAAAACACAUGAUAUUGUUAACUGGAGAAGCAACUCUACAGCAGAGAUGAUCUUAGUGUUUCCUCUUUCUACUGGGCCAGAAAAAUCCUCAGGGUUGCAGUUGGUUGAGUGGGCAGUUGACAUAUGCAUGUUUCAACAGAUUUUGUCUCUAAGUUAGCAAUGUGUUAUUUCCAACUUUUAAGGUGAGAUCAUAGAGAUGGUGUCAAAGGGAUAAGAUAAGGAACUAGCAAGAGUUUUUAA